This is a messenger RNA of Symsagittifera roscoffensis, 2261 nucleotides long. RefSeq lists its product as uncharacterized. The transcript has 4 exons. The record is from RefSeq and is a predicted model, not a curated record. Lineage: Eukaryota; Metazoa; Xenacoelomorpha; Acoela; Convolutidae. The coding region runs from base 268 to 2028 and encodes 586 amino acids.
GAACGUGCAGGUGAACAUCUUCAACUGUACCACAUGGAAAAUUGUCUGUGUUAUAAAACGACCGAAUAAUUCUCUUUCUUACAUUCUGAAAUCAAUCUCUCCAUUUUUUAUGAUAUAUCCAAUUAUAAAUGUGCUCAUUUUUUAAUAUUUUAAAGCUACGAGCGACCCAAUGGCCAACUUUUCAUAAGACUGUAAAAUUGUUUAUUUGAAAACUUAUAUCUAAGAAACUACAAAAAAUUGACGGAAUUUUAUUAAAAUUUACCCAAAAUGACUGUCUUGACUGGUUUUUCGUCCUCCGCUGAGAAAAAAGAGGGCAAAAGUGGCAUGAAAACAAUUCAAGAAGACAGCGAGUCUUCCACGGGUUCCGAGCGGGAUUCGAACCCUGUUGCGGAGACUUUCGAGACUGAUUUGGGCGAAAUGGUGCUGGGGAUUACACUGAAGGACACGCAUGUUUUAGUAGAGCAGGAUGUGGAUAGAGGGGAGGGUUAUGAUGAGGGGGAAAUGCCUCUCCCCAAAAUGCAGUCUAAAUCAAACAAGGGCGCUGGAUCAAAGAAGGUGACUUUCAAUAUUCCGGAGAACGAAAACAAAAUAUGGCGACGCAUGAUGCUGAGGCUUAUCAUGGCACUCCUUUGUGGAAUGUUGAUUGUCUGUCUCAGCAAAUACACAUUCGAGAAGUACCGAAUGUAUAAGUGGCAGCAGCAGCUUAACAAUGAUCAUGUGGUACAGCCAAUGCACCAGCUGAGAAACCUCCCGGAUGACGAUUCCAGACAGACGGCAGAUGAUCAAAGUGAAGACGCGAUUGAAGUCGUUCCGAUGAGCGAGGUUAAUUUGGGUCAACAUGAAGAUGAAGACCUUUUGGACGACAGAAAUGAUGAUGGAAGUGGUCAAGGUCACGGUGGAGGUCGAGGUCAUGGAGCAGUGCGACUGAAGGUGGCUAACUGGACUGAUGUGUGGUUGCGUGUGGGCGUGAACAAGUGGCGCCUGGACAGUGGGGAUAGACAUAGGAACUAUUCACUGUUCACUGAUACUGACAAAAAUUACACAGCUCUGAAAUUGCUGCAUGUUCCUGAUGACCGACAACAUCCCCACGCCCCCACCCCUCUCAACUCAGAGUUCAAGUUCCCUGUCUGCUACGUCGGAAAAACUCACCUUCUCAAUCUUCCCCCACUCAGCAACAUAACCAAACUUCUCAACCAAAUCAACCACGAGGCGGCCAUGAUUGUCACUAAGAUGGCAGAGUCGCUCUUCUUCGACAUCGGCCAGCCGAUCAGCCUAAACAUUUCCUUAUAUGGAAGUCACAUCCACAAGUUCUGCUCGGGUUCUACUGCAUACCAACUGAAGCCGCUCAACAUGAUCGAUGAGAUCCGCAGGGAACUCGAUGGCUUGGAUCCGAAAAAUCAAGAAGACACCGAGCAAGCCGUGACGCUGGUUCGCGAGAAAGUUUCAAAUGUUUUGAGACUUCUGGACGAUAAGUUGAAGAAGACAACAACUGCAACUGCUGAGCCGAAGGAGCAAUUAGCCUCCGACACCGAUAACUCGGAGCAGACUGGAGAAGCCGAGGACAUUUCGAGGACCGAGUCGGGAAAGCCUCUUGCCGACAGCGAAGGAUCCGAAGCUCCAUGGACUUUGCAAGCGCGGGAUAUGCAAGCGCCCCAUGAGAUGGUUGAAAGUGCGGAGGAGCUGCAGAGAAUCAACAACGAACUCAUGCAACAUCUGCAUUCUGGGGACCUGUUAGGAUCCCUUACCCUGAUGAGACAGUUUCAACAAGUGGUCGCCUACCUCCCAAGGGGUGACUACAGCCUCCGAUCGCCCCAAGGAGUGGCUAUGAGCUUCCACAUUCGACGACAGGCCAUGCCACUCGGAACCUCCGGACACCUACGCAGUGUACACGUCAGUGGAAGUGCAGUGUCUUUCCAUCAUGGAGUCUCAGGAGGCUCAGCAGGAGUGGGAUUGUUUGGGGGUCCCAAUGUCCCGCAGCCACGGCCUCCUCUACCAUCACGCGACGAAGAAAAAAAUGCAGAACAUUAAAUUAAUUGUUAAGAAUUAACUCGGAAAAAAGCAAGAAAAACUUUAAGCAAGGAAAAUAGUAACAAAGCUGAAGGUUUUUCUUAAAAUGAACUUUGAAACAAAACAAAAAACUGCAAAAGCAAGAGUAAUUACCUGGUCUCAACUAAAGAACUUAAAUGCGUGCGAACAGCCAUUAAUAAAUAGAUUUAAAUCAUUGAGUCAGUCUUUCAAUUUAAAUUUAAUUUUUGUCCAGA